Acanthochromis polyacanthus (spiny chromis) is the source of this 4320-nucleotide messenger RNA. RefSeq names its product integrin alpha-M-like. Gene Ontology annotation, cellular component: integrin complex; external side of plasma membrane. Gene Ontology annotation, molecular function: integrin binding. Gene Ontology annotation, biological process: integrin-mediated signaling pathway; cell-matrix adhesion; cell adhesion mediated by integrin. Lineage: Eukaryota; Metazoa; Chordata; Actinopteri; Pomacentridae. The record is from RefSeq and is a predicted model, not a curated record.
CGUAUUUUAAUCCCUCCUCUAACCAACUGCCUGGACUUUGAGCUGCCACUGAAUGAUUUCUGCACUCUGCUGUCAACAUCUGUCUUUGACACUUACAGAAGUGGGAGUAGUUAAGUUACCUCACAUAGUGUCUAAAUGUAUUUGUUGGAGCUUUGAGGGUACAUCAUACUUUAAGUCAAAGGAUUAACACAAUGGACUGGAUAAUUACUGCCACACUGAUCUUGUCAGUGUUUCAAGGUGCACUUUGUUACAAUAUUGAUCCUGUGGCUUGGAAGACCCUGAGCAACCCUGCUGCAGGUUUUGGCUACCAGGUGGUGCAAAGACAAUCAGAUUUGCUCGUAAGCGCCCCACUUGAACAGUAUUCAGAAAAUGGAAGGGGCCAAAUAUACAGCUGCACCAACAACAACUGCAGAAACAUAGUUGCAGGGCUAAAUGCUGAAGUCAAUAUGUCCCUGGGUUUGACGAUGAAAAGUGAUCCUGACACACAAAACACUAUAGCAUGCGGCCCAACCAUCCCGAGGGACUGCAAAAGUAUCACCCUGUAUAACGGUGUCUGCUUUCAGAUAUCCAGCCAGAACGGAUUUGGAUCUCCUAUGCCUUCUUCUCUUGAAAAGUGCACAAAAGCAGACAUUGCCUUCCUGUUGGACGGUUCAGGCAGCGUUUCUGACCAAGAUUUUCAAAAAAUGAAGGAUUUUGUGAAAAAAAUGGUCCGGUCAUUUCUGUCAGAAGACACACAGUUUUCAGUUUCCCAGUACUCCACUGCACCCCAGGUCCAUUAUUACUUUGAUGAUUUUUUCUCAUAUAAUAAUUGGGAGCGCAACAUUAAUGAGAUAAGUCAACAAAAGGGUGCAACUUACACAGCUAAGGCCAUUAAAUAUGUCGUCAAUAACGUUUUCGAUUCACAAAGAGGUUCCAGAUUAAACGUGAAGAAGAUCUUGAUAGUCAUCACUGACGGAGUAUCUCAUGACUCGGGCAGUUUGUCAAGUGCAGCACAGUUAGCUGAAGGGAAACAAAUUGUUCGAUUUGCUAUUGGGGUGGGGAGUGCAUUUAAUGUUCAGAAUGCAAUUGAACUGAACACCAUUGCAUCUUCCGCGGAAAAACACGUGUUUCAAGUGGAAAGUUUUGACGCCCUCGAAAUAAUCAGACAGACUUUGCAGGACAGCAUCUUCGCUAUCGAAGGAUCUCAAAGCGGUGGUGAAUCCCUGAAAAUGCAAAUGUCUCAAGAGGGAUUCAGUGCAACUUAUGUACCAGGGGGGAUUCAGAUGGCUGUUGUUGGUGCAAACCAGUGGAAGGGAGGCUACACACAAUACACAAGACGAGGCGACAGAAUUAACUCAUAUGAGCCUGAAUCUAUGAAGCCUGACAGUUAUCUAGGUUACUCCAUGGCAGCUGUUAAAACCAGGGACGGCCUCCUGACAGUUCUUGGUGCUCCGAGAUACGAACACAGAGGAAUUGCAAUGGCUGUUUACAGAGAAAGCUUUAACCAAAAUAUUGAUCCCUAUCCAUGGCAGUUUCAGACUGGUGAAUAUUUUGGGGCUGAGGUUUGUGCCAUGGAUCUGAACUCUGACGGCUACUCUGAUCUCGUCCUCAUAUCUGCCCCAAUGUACAAGGAACCCAACAGGGAGGGAAGAGUUUACGUUUGCAGAGUAGUUCGUUUGAAAGUCGAGUGUCAGUUUGAUGCUCCAUUAGUCCUAAGAGGAGAUGAAUCUGACAAUGGAAGGUUUGGGUCUUCUCUCGCUGUGCUGCCUGACCUGAACGCAGAUAGAUUCAGAGACUUGGCAGUUGGAGCACCUUUGGAGAACGAGGGUCAAGGCAGUAUCUACAUAUUCCACGGUGAAGGAGGAGUAAGAAUCAGUCCUGCUUUUUCACAGAGAAUAGCUGCCUCUGAAGUCCAGUCGGGACUGAAGUUCUUCGGCAUGUCGAUCAGUCAGUCGUCUUUCGACUGGAGUAAUGACAAACUACCUGACUUAGCGGUGGGUUCAAUGGGCACAGUUGUCUUACUCAGGUCAAGGCCUAUCGUAAUGGUGGAAACUGAGGUGUCAUUCAACCCAACCCAGAUCCCCACUCAGAAUACAGACUGCACACAGCCCCUGAACGGGAAAGCUACGAUCUGCUUCACCAUGACCAAAGUCUCUACAGUGAACACAGCUCAAGCAAGGAUUAAUUUUACUUUCACGCUGGAUGCCACUCGCAAGCCGCCAAAUAACCGAGCUUAUAUCAGCGACAAACAACAAGCAGAGGCCGGAUCCCUAAUUGCUGACUUAAGUAUGCAAAAGUGCAUCCCUGUGAACUUCCUCAUUGAGGCUUGUCCAGAAGAUGCUCUCAGUGAACUUUCCAAUGAGGUCAGAUUCACAUUUGAUGGUUUGCCCUCUAAUACAUAUCUCAGACCAAGUCUUGCUCAGCAGGCUCAAACAACAACCUUUCAUCCUAUUGGGUUUGAGAUCAACUGCGGCAUGGAUGACAAAUGUGUAGAUAACCUCAAAGUGGAUUUCAACUUCUCCAGCUCCUCAGAGGUUAAAGUGGGCAUCGAUGAGCUCUUGAAUGUCACAGUCUCAGUGGAGAACCGUGGAGAAAACUCCUACAACAGCCUGGUUACACUCACAUACCCGCCAGGGAUCUCUUAUAGGAAGUUCACAAUACUUCAGGGAAGAAUUGAGUGCAGAUCCUUGGACAGUGAGGAUGGUUUAGUGGUUGGAAAGACGGACUGCACCGUUGAUAAGCCUAUUUUCAAGAACAACGCUAAGGCUUUAUUCGUUGUCUCCUAUGGGAUUGAAACCAACAGUCAACUGGAUGAAAGAAUCUACAUCACAACCAAUGCCAGCAGUGGAAAUAAGGAGCACGACCCUAAAAGUGAAUUCUACCAAAAGAGAGGGAUUAAUGUGAAAUACAGCAUAUUUGUUACCAUCGAAAGCUCCCUCAGCUACAACAAUUUCAGCUUUGGAAAGAAUGAUUUGCAGAAGCCAGUCCUGCAGCCAAUUAAGGUUACAAAUGACAUCAGGGCUCUGAAUUUCACUGUGGUGAUCAGGGUUCCAGUUCAGCUCAAUGAUAAAGACAUUUGGGCGGAUUUGAGCAGCUUGCAGAUUCCAGAUUGCCAAAGAGAAACAAACAGUGAAGAACCUGUUGUCCGAGACUUUGUUGCUCAGAUACGGAAAACUAUGGUGGUGGACUGCUCUGUAGCCAGAUGUAGAGUGUUCCGGUGCACCAGAUUCAUGGAAAGCCUGGAUACUAAGACGUACACGAUCUCUGCCAACAUUAGUUCAGGGUGGAUAGAGCAGGUUGGACUUAAAUCUGCAAAAUUUCUGCUGACCAGCACAGCCAGUCUGGAGUAUGACACAAACCAGUACAUCUUCUUUUCAACGGGGUCUAACAACAGUCCACCUGUUCUCAAAAUUGAGACUGAGGUCAAGGUGUAUCCUGAACCAGAUUUCGCUAAAGAGAUUUUUGGAGGCUCCCUGGGAGGAUUGGCUUUUCUGACUUUACUCACUGCUGGCUUGUAUAAGGAUGAAUUUUUCAAGAGUAAAUACCAAGACAUGAUUAAUGAAAAUGCAGAAGAUGGAGCAGAUCCAGGGGCUAAUGGAGAGGCACCAGAAUAAAAAUUUAAAAAACUGUUGAUAUUUCAAAGACGUCAGCUUUUUUUCAGAUCCGUUAUCUUAGUGUCUGGUGCUGACAUCAAAGCAAAGCCAGCCACACAUCUCCGGUGGAACUGUUAUCUCUCAUUAGUUAAUUUGUACCAGUGUUGAGGGUUUUUAUACCUGAAAUGAACAUCUUGAGAUUUAUAGGAGUGAACAUGGUUCUGUGCUACCAGUUCUGAUUUGUUAUCCUAAAAUACAGCUUGUUUUCAUGUGAAAUCCCUCCCUUGCAUAGUCAUUCAUUAUUAUCUAUAACAGAGGUUCCCUACCUGGGGUCACAAAUGAAUUUCAGUUAUCAAUGUUAUGUUCUUUUUUAGGGCGCACUUUGCACAAGUAGAGCUUAUCUGCAAUGUUUUUGAACAUAACCUAAGUGACCAGACAGGUGAUGUAAUGUGAUAGGAUCUUUAGAAUGUAUAUUUUAUGAACCACCUUUUGCUGGUUGACAGUGAUACAUUUCUGAAUUUAUAUUUACUCAAACAUUGUUAAUUUCAAGAUUUUCCAUCAAACAGUUAAAUGUAUCAUACAAGAAAUUCUGUACAGUAUGAUCUGUUAUAUUCUAGUUUUUUAUCACAUUAUGUACUGUAAAACUUCUAAAAAUGCUUCAAGUUGCUAGCUUGCUACAAAAAUAGCUAUAUUAUUACUGCUGACAAUGUGAACUGCCUUGUUAAGAAAUAAAUUAUGAAAUGUGCAA